Messenger RNA from Myodes glareolus (Bank vole), 435 nucleotides. The record is from RefSeq and is a predicted model, not a curated record. Lineage: Eukaryota; Metazoa; Chordata; Mammalia; Rodentia; Cricetidae.
AUGGCUCUCCUCUCCGAGACGGAUCACGGGCCUCAGACUCCGGCUUUGGACUGCUGGGAGGCCCGGAAAAGCGCGCCCUCUAUCGGCGGGGUGAAGAAGCCGCACCGCUACAGGCCUGGGACCGUGGCUCUGAGAGAGAUCCAUUGCUACCAGAAGUUGACUGAGCUGUUCAUCCGGAAGCUACCUUUCCAGAGGUUGGUGAGGGAGAUCGCCCAGGACUUCAAGACCGACCUGAGGUUUCAGAGUGCAGCCAUCGGUGCCCUUCAGGAGGCCAGUGAAGCGUUCCUGGUGGGGUUGUUUGAAGAUACCAAUCUGUGUGCCAUCCACGCCAAGAGAGCCACCAUCAUGCCCAAAGACAUCCAGUUGGCUCACCGGAUACGACGGGGGGGGGGGGGAGAGAGCUUAAGUCGAGGUGGUUUUUAUGGCAUUUUGUAG